This is a messenger RNA of Salarias fasciatus (jewelled blenny), 3024 nucleotides long. Its product is annotated as phospholipase B1, membrane-associated-like. The coding region runs from base 1 to 3024 and encodes 1007 amino acids. NCBI's taxonomy places the organism in Eukaryota, Metazoa, Chordata, Actinopteri, Blenniiformes, Blenniidae. The transcript has 41 exons. Gene Ontology annotation, molecular function: glycerophospholipase activity. Gene Ontology annotation, biological process: phospholipid metabolic process. The record is from RefSeq and is a predicted model, not a curated record.
AUGGCAGCCAUCAUAUGGCAGCUGGAUUUCCUUGUACACAGACGGCCCGCUCUCAGCCGCCUCCUGCAACAGCACUCAGAUGUCAACAAUCGUAUCGGGACUCAAAGCUCACUAGUGGAGCAAGCAAAGGAGGUGGUCUCCUACCUACGUAAUAACCGGGAUAUUGAUGUGAAUCAAGACUGGAAGUUGGUGCUUGUCGUACUUCGGGUGGAUCAGCUCUGCGCCUGCCAGCAGCAGCAGGCCGCAUCUGCUGUCAAAGCAGCGGUCGAAGAGGUGGAUGAGAUCCUGCAGCUGCUGCACUCUCAGUUGAAACGGACCAUUGUCAGUGUCACUUUAUGGGAUGGAGAGCUCCAGAGCAGCAAAUGUUCAUGUGAGGAAACGAGCACUGAAGGGGAGCUCAGAUUUCAGAGGGCCAUGCUGACUCAAGCUUUGCAGGAGUCGUUGGAUGAGCUCUUGGUGCAGAAGCAGUGGUACAGCGACAGAGACGACUUCACCGUGACUCUGCAGGACGUCCCCCUGAUCACAGAGCCAGUGUCUUUAAUUAGCGGACAGCCUCUCUCCAAGUCCGGAGCUUCACAGCACGCCAGCAGGCUGACCCUGCGGAUGUGGACAAACCUGCUGCAGCCCACGGUCGGUCAACAAGAAACAGAGAACAAUGGAGAGAUCCUCUCACUGCCGUGUCCGAGCGAGGACCGACCCUUCCUCCGGACCGAGGGAAACUCUCCUUCGUAUCACCGCAGCAACGAUUCUUCUUCCGCCGACUCACUCACAGGAACUGAGAUGCCAUGCACUGACUUCAGCCCCUCUCCCUCCAUACCCACCUCAGUCCAUGAACUGACGCCUGCAGAUAUCAAAGUUGUGGCUGCUGUGGGAGAUUCUUUAACAGCAGGGAACGGCAUCGCGUCCAGCCAGUCAAACAUCCUGGAUGUCCUGACUCAGUACAGAGGUCUAUCCUGGAGUGUUGGAGGAGACGGGAACCUCACCACUGUCACCACUCUGCCCAAUAUCUUGAAAUAUUUCAACCCAAACCUGACGGGCUACUCUGUCAGGACGGGAGGAGCCACCACUCCUGACGCCUUCUUCAACCAGGCUGUUCCAGGAUCCAAGAGCAGGGACGUACCAUCGCAGGUAGAAGCUCUGGUUCAACGGAUGAAGGCUGACUCCAGAAUCAACUUUGAGCUGGACUGGAAGGUGAUCACCCUCUUCAUCGGUGGAAAUGACAUGUGCGACCACUGCUACAACUCAUUGCUCCACUCGGUGGAAAAUUAUCGCAAAAAUGUUCGUGACAGCUUGGAUUAUCUUCACAAAGAGGUGCCCCGGGCUCUGGUGAACCUGGUGGAGGUUCUCUAUAUAUCACCACUCAGAGAAAUGCACUUGGAGACAUCACUUAAUUGCCCCACCUGGCUGGUCAAUUACAUGUGUCCCUGCGUUAUCCUGCCAGAGGCCGACUCUAAAGCCCUUCAAAUGGUGGAAGAAUUGAACAGAAAAUAUCAGGAAACGCUGCAUGAGCUUGUGGAGUCCGGCCGCUAUGACACGAGCCCAGAUUUCACCGUGGUCAUCCAGCCUUUCUUCAGAGACGUGGUCGUCCCCAGACUGGAGGAUGGACGUCCGGAUCGCUCCUACUUCAGUGCUGACUGUUUCCACCUCAGUCAGAAAGCGCAAACCCUGAUGGCUCGCUCACUCUGGAACAACAUGCUGGAGCCUCUCGGCAGUAAAACAGCAAAACACGAUUUCAGUGCAACCGUUGGCUUGAAAUGCCCAACCAAGUCUUCACCUUAUAUUAGCACCUAUAUAAACAGCAAUUACACAUAUUCUGGACCCAGCCCGACACCUGCACCUGUUCCAAAUUUUGGAAGUGAAUUCUCCUGUUCAAAUCUGAAUGAAUCAGACACUGUGCCAACUUCAGUCCACAAGCUGAGACCAGCAGACAUUAAAGUGGUGGCGGCGCUGGGAGACUACAUCACAGCAGGCACCGGUUCUAAAGCACCAAGCUGGAAUUUCCUGAACCGGGACUACCGAGGAGUAUCAUGGAGCAUUGGAGGGGACAACACUCUGGACACUGUCACAACACUACCAAACAUUUUAAAGAAGUUCAACCCCCUCCUAAAAGGCUUCUCUAAAGGAACUGGGUCAAACCAGAGGGCCUUCAACAUGGCUGAAGCCGGAGCUAAGACUUCAGACAUCCCAGGACAAGUCCAAGCUCUUAUCGAGGCCAUGAGAGCAGACGUGGAGGUGAAUUUUGAAACGGACUGGAAACUUGUGACAGUUUUUAUCGGAGGAACUGAUCUUUGUCACUACUGCUUGGACCAAGAUAACCUGUCACCCAGCAACUACAGCCAUAACCUCAUGCUGGCCUUGGACAUACUUUACCGAGAGGUGCCUCGAGUGUUGGUUAAUGUUGUGGAGGUGAUGGAGAUGGAGGUGUUGAGGCCAAUCACCAGGAACACGCUGGCCUGUGCACUCCUGCCAAGGAGCAGUUGUCCCUGUGUGAUCAACCCAUCGGAAAACUCUCCAGAGUUUGAGGAGAUUAAGAGAAUUAAUUAUAAGUACCAGGCUGAGAUCCAGAACCUGCUUUCUGGAGACCGCUAUGAUGGAAAAGAGGACUUUGCUGUUGUACUUCAGCCAUUUUUACAAAACUCCAUCAUCCCUUCUGUUGGUGUAGGUGAGCCGGAUACGACUCUGUUCGCUUUGGACUGUUUCCACAUGAGUCAGCGGGCACAGGAAGAGUUGGCCAUAGCUCUGUGGAAUAACAUGCUGGAGCCGGUGGGCCAGAAACAGACUUACAACAACUUCACACGCGACCGCUCCAAGAUCAGCUGUCCGUCUGAGGCCAGUCCUUACAUUUUCACCAAGGUCAACAGUCAGUCAAGUCCUCCAGUCUUCCAGACCACCCCUCCACCUGUGCUUACUCCUGAAAUCCUGACUCUCCCGAAUCCUGAACUGACCACCAGAGAUGCCAAUUGCCCCGAAACUUUGCCCGUGUGGGCGACGGUGGUUGUGGGAGUAGGGAGUUUACUGGGCUGA